ACCGCGGUAAUCCAUGAGCUAACUUGUGUCUCCUAGGUCCCUCCGUUUGUUAACGAGUUUGCUGAUAGUACGCGUUUGAGGGUACUAGCAGUGAGCAUAUUUGUAUUUGUAUGUGCGGCCUAAAACAAUGUAAGUCUUUUAUUAUUCCUUAUUUCUUGUUCAGUAGAUGCAUAAAAUCGUUUUCACAACUUGAUUAACAGAGUUUUAAAAUUCAAUAUUCUGACAGCCUCGAAACGGACUGGAACGCGUGUUAAUCCAUAACAAGUACUGUCACUUUCUUGACGUGAAUGCAAAAAAGACAUUUAGUUCAAGAUGCCACUGUUUGGUAAAAAGGAUUCCACGAAAAAAUCGAAAAAGGAUUCAGAUAAACAGCCCUCCGUGGAAGACAAAUACAACUUGAAGGAGCUGCUUGGAACCGGUGCUUUUUCUGAGGUGCGCUUGGCUGAAAGCAAGGAGAAGCCCGGCCUCAUGUUUGCUGUGAAAAUCAUCGACAAGAAGGCGCUCAAAGGAAAAGAAGAUUCCUUAGAAAAUGAAAUUAAGGUCCUGAGAAGGUUGAAACAUCCAAACAUAGUCCAGCUCUUGGAAACUUUUGAAGACAAACAUAAGGUGUAUCUGAUUAUGGAACUGGUCACUGGCGGCGAGUUGUUUGACCGGAUUGUCGAGAAGGGCUCAUACACAGAAAAAGAUGCAUCCGAUCUUAUUCGGCAAGUGCUGGAAGCUGUGGACUACAUGCAUGAACAAGGCGUUGUUCACAGAGAUCUCAAGCCGGAAAACCUCCUAUACUACAGUCCAGAUGAAGACAGUAAAAUCAUGAUCAGUGAUUUUGGACUCUCCAAAAUGGAAGAUUCUGGCAUAAUGGCCACAGCAUGUGGGACCCCAGGCUAUGUGGCUCCUGAAGUACUUGCCCAGAAACCUUAUGGCAAAGCGGUAGAUGUUUGGAGCAUAGGAGUUAUAUCUUACAUUCUUCUUUGUGGAUAUCCACCAUUUUAUGAUGAAAAUGAUGCAAAUUUGUUUGCCCAGAUAUUAAAAGGUGAAUUUGAGUUUGAUUCCCCAUACUGGGAUGACAUCAGUGACUCUGCCAAAGACUUCAUCCGUCAACUCAUGUGUGUAGAUGUAGAGAAGAGAUAUACCUGUCGCCAAGCAUUAGCACAUCCAUGGAUAUCUGGUAAUGCUGCCAGCAACAAGAACAUUCAUGGAACCGUGUCUGAACAGCUCAAGAAAAACUUUGCCAAAUCAAGAUGGAAGCAACUGAUGCACGCCAUUGCAAUGGUCCACAAGAUGCAGAGAUUAGCUUUGAAUAAUUCUAGUAGCAUGGAUGUUGAUGAAGCACACAUGUGUACAACUAUUGACGAGGAGGAGGAGGAAGAGGUAGAGGAAGCAAGCAUACCUUGCAACUACUGUGGUCCAAAAGAUGAAACGGAUGGCUCUAAGCAGCACCAGUAGCUCUGGUCGCAGUCCAACACCUGCUGACAAUGGUCCAAGUCCACAGACACCUGGUUCUGACCUGAAUGGGACACCACCUGCUCAGAAUGACUAAUGCCUGCCCUGCCACCGCCUACCCACUUGUGCGACUGCCCCAUCGGAUGCAACAAUUAUAUGGUCCCUUAUUACGUGUACUUUUGGCCACUUUGUUUAAAACACUACAUCUCUUUUUCAAGGCCUUAAAAUGUUGUACAUUUUCCCCAUUUGUUCACAAAAUGAUGCAUGUUGGUGCUUUGUGAACCUGUCUUUGUAAAGCACAUUCUAGUGGGACAAGAUAUAAGAGUUCCCACUCUUGAUUGUUGGUUUCACAUUCGGUUGGCUGCUCUUUGUUCACUGGGUUUGUGUGGCAACAUUCUCGCGACAUCUUCCAUGCUCUUUCUGUUCAGUAUAUGUGGAGUCUACUCUCCAUUUGUUGGAUGGAAAUAUAUGUAAAAAAUAUUAUAUAUACAUAUAGAAAGAGAACACAUAGAUAUGUACAUGUUAUCAGCAUGUUGUACACUUGUAACAACACAUCUGAAUAGUAAUAUAUUGCAAAAAAUAUACACUCUUUAUUUCUGCUGCCAUGAAACGUAUCAUAUUUAGGGCUGUGCACAAUACUAUAUCAUUAUGGAUAUAAUUAUUUUUUGUAAUGUCAGAUAAAAAUUGAAUGAAAUCUUGGUUUCGUGCAUCAAAAUUAAUUGUUUUCUAGACAAAUUUUGGUAAAAUAUUGAAUUAUUAAAAGCACCUCACUUGUGGAAAUAUUGGAAUAACAAAACAUCUGAAUUAGUUAUUUUAUUUCUUGGAUCUUUACCAUCAUGAGGGUUUAUUUUUUAAACCAAGCAUUUUGGAAACCCGUUCCAUCUCUGGCUUCAAACACUGAAGGGUCAGUACAAUGCUGAUAUCCCUUGCUUGAAGACAAAGUCAGUUUCCAAAAUGUUGCAUUUUAAGAAUGAAAGCAGGUGAUUAAUAAGGUUCAAGAUAUAGAAACUAACUCUGAUGCAGGUUCAUCAGAAACAUUCAGAGCUGAGUUAGACUCAUAAUGUAUGUACCAUUCAUAACUUAGCAGUUGAAACUGGCCAUCUGCAGUCCAUUGAAAGGAACCUAGAAUUUUAGAUUAAAAUGUAACUUGUUAUAUUGUCAUUGUUGUUGUAUUGUGUGCUACCAGGCUCUUAUACCAUAUCACCAUUUCCAUAACAAUAUUCCUAUUAAUGUUGGUAAUACAAAGUACAUUACUCUUGAAAUGUCCAUUCAUCAUAUAUUUCAGUGCUACAGAAAAUGUAACAAUGGGUUUACAUGGAUGCAAAUAACCCUUGAUACAGACCACUUACUAUCCAUACCAUAAUCCCCAGUUUUCAUGCUGUACCAGUACCUUAAUUAAGUUCAUUCAAAAUUCUGAAGUGCACUAUUCUUGGUAAUAAGUAAUAUGUUAGAAACAGUAUUUACCUGGUCUUCAUUUUGUGACAUUAUAGAUUACACACAUACAUCUGAUUCCCAUGUUUCUGGUAAGAAGUUGUUUUGAUAAGUCUUGAUUGUAAAUAUUGCACAUGUCACAAAAUAUUCCAGGUACUCUUUGUUAUUUUAGAACGACUGAUUUAAAUUGACUUAUUAAAUAUGAAAAUAAACUUUAUCCUCACUAUUGUAUUCCCCUUUCUUUUUGUUUUAAAUUGAAUUUGCUAUUAGGAAACUGAUGGGUCACUAAAUGGACUGGAACAGGCUUGAACAUAUCAGCUUGUAGUGUAUGUUGAUGAUUUUAAUUUAUUAUGUGAAAAUUUGUAUAUGUGCUAUAAAGAGAAAGUAACUCUAUUAGAUGCUGUUAAGAAGGUUCUUGUAGAAACAUGCACAGAAAAAAGUGAGAGUACAGGUUAAAAAUGGUAAUAAAUAUCUUGAAAGUGUAGCAGAGUUCAAGUUCUUGGGAAUAGCAGUAACAGACCAGAAUUGUAUUCAAGAUGUGAGAUCAAAUUUAACAAAUUCAUGCUACCGUUCAGUCUAGAAUCUUCCCAUCUCCUAUUAAAAAUUUAUGAAACUAUAAUUUUAUGAAUUUUGCCCUCGUUUCCAAAAUAUGUUCUAAUAUCAUAAGUGUAGCCAGUCAUGUCAUGCAAUUUACAAAUCUUUGUUUCAGAGCAUUUAUUUCUUAGGAACAUAUUGCUUGUAUUGAAAAUAACUCUCCCUUUGAACAGCACAAUGACUUCAUCUGCAGCUAAAUAUUUACAUGAUCUGUGAAUUUUAGCAUAGGUUUCAUUGAGCUUAUCAACGAGAGAUAUUGUUUUCCACAGUCCAUCAUAGUUUUGUCAGUCAUGUUUGGUUGAGUCAUAUUGUCACAAAAAUGUAGAAAUCCAAUAUAUGAAAAAACUUAUCCAAGUUACUAUAAAAUGGCAUAUAGAAUUGUUCAAGAGUGGACCAAAAUCUUUCAAUGUGUCCUACUUGUGAUGUGUAAUUUGUAAGAUAGAGCCAAAAAUACAUGCAUCUCUUCAAUCUUUACUUUUUAGUCUCAGCUAUUUUGGUAAGUUUUCAAAUAGUGAUAUUUUCCUUACAGAUGUAUCAUUUGAAUUAAUUAUUACAACAACCAGAAGAAACAUAGACCAGAAAUUUUAACUUUAAACUUCACUAAUAUAACUUUUAUUAAUAUAAACAAGUUUGUAUAUGUACUAUAAAAUACAUUCUGUGUUCCUUGUGUAUAUACAUAUAGAUAUAUUUGCUUAAUUACAUUUAUAUUUAAUUUUUGUUCUUCAAUUUGUUUUUAAACUGUGCACCAAAAAACCGAGAUUUGUAACAUGUAUAGCUUCCAGUCUGUUUCUUUCUUGCAGUUAGUUUUGAUGGUCUUAUGUGUAGUACUAUGAUGUUUUGAUAUUUUCAAUAUUUCAGUGUCAAUAUUUGCUGUUUUGAUAUUUUCAGUAUUUUUUUAUAUUUCGAUACAACGAUAAUGUUGAUGAUGAGAUGGAUGUUAAUUGAUUCACUACAAAAUUUGAGCACUACAGCCCUAAUAAUAUCAGGUCCAUAUUAUACUAUACAGUAGUCUGUGAUGACAGUCUAUUUGUGUUGGCUCUCAUAGGGCUGUUACGCCACGGAUUAUUAUUAUUAUUAUUCAUAACUUUAAAUAGAUAAAUCCCUGUGUAAGUCCCAAUUUGGUGAAGAUUGUCUUGAGAUUCAGAAAGCAUUACACUGUACAAACUGCCUUCAUUUGAGUAACAGUGACAUGGAUGUUCUGAAUCAGAGGCCUUUCUGUAGAAUUUUUAUGAUACCUAUCACUUUGGCACAUACUCUAGCAAUAGAGCUGACAUUUCAUGAAAACAGCUUAAAAUAGACUGUCCCUGUUCAAGUAAUCUGAAAUGUUAUUCUUGUCCUUUGCUUUUUGUGGUUGCAGUUUAUUGUAUAACUUCAGCUUUUGGGAGUGAGCCACACUGAAUGUUGAGUAUUAACCAACAUUUUAGAAAACAUUGCACUUGCCAUCAUCAGGGUCAAAGUAUGGUGGUUGGGAGUUUUUGGAAGCCUUACAUAGGACCUGUAUAAGGUUUCCAAAAACUCCCAAGUACUUUUUUGGUGAUUGCAUCUCUUGCGGUAGUCUGGAACUUCUUCAUGGUGGCAGCCGUUUCUUAUACAUAAUUUAUGCAAGUGGGCUUUCAUAUGUUAUGUUUUCAUGCCUUUGGGAUAUAAAUGUAAAUAAUUAAGAUGUUAUGUAAAACACAUUAUGGUUCCUUAGCAAGUCUGCUACAUGACUAUGGAAUCUUUAGGUUUUGCGAUUUAUCAAUUCAAUAAACGUCAGUUCUUAACGUGUAAGGAAAACUUGCAUCCACCAUGAAAAAUAUAGGAGUCUGAAAUAAUAAAUAUUAAUUUUUACUUGUGACACCAUGUAAUCAAGUCAAUACCAGUGUUCCUUGCAAAUACUGGUAAAUGUCUACAAGACUACAUGGUAUCACAGUCCAGAAGAUUACAGCAGACAUUCAAUGCUGUGAGAACCUCAGAAAGGUUAUUUCAGCUCAAUUGGGACACUGCUCUCACAAUGUCAAGAAACAGCUCGUGAAUCAUAUUCUUUCAAUAACAAAUAAUAGUGUUAUAAGAGAUAUGAUUUGAAAGAUUUCGAUAACUACAUAAUACCAGUUGCCUCAAUGAGAAAUAAUGUAUUUAUGUGUUAUAUUUUUAAAACAAAAGGAGAAAAUCAGUACCUUGUAAGCUGCUGAAAAAAUGUACUUAUUCAUUGACAUAUGAGAUUCAACAUUUUGGUGGAUGCCAGAGUUUUGCUUCUUGCUGGGACAAUUGGUCUGAUGUGUGUCAUGAUUAGACAUCAGCAUGUCACACAUAUAGAAAUUCAAAUUGUUUCAGUUACUUCAUUUCUGCUGUGUACAAUAAUUUCAUACAUUUGUAGUUUAAUCUUUUUACAGUUUUUUAGUCAAUGCCUAUAUUUUAUUCUUUUAAUUUGAUUUUUUUCAUGGAAUGGGCCUAGUUUGAGUGCAUGAGCAUCCUACCUUGAUAUUUGCAGAAUGAAUGGAUAGGUUACCUUCCCAAUGUUUAAAGGAGUGCACAAUCAAAAGUAAUCUGAAAUCCUCAAUAGUAAGGCUGUAAUGAAGCUACAGUAUAACUCAUUUUCAUGAUAUUAAUUAACAAGAAAAUAUACUCAUAUUCUAAUCUUA
Zootermopsis nevadensis is the source of this 6086-nucleotide messenger RNA. RefSeq names its product Calcium/calmodulin-dependent protein kinase I (gene CaMKI). The record is from RefSeq and is a predicted model, not a curated record. Lineage: Eukaryota; Metazoa; Arthropoda; Insecta; Blattodea; Termopsidae. Gene Ontology annotation, molecular function: protein kinase activity; ATP binding. Gene Ontology annotation, biological process: protein phosphorylation.